Molecule: messenger RNA, 603 nt
Organism: Fusarium verticillioides 7600
Lineage: Eukaryota; Fungi; Ascomycota; Sordariomycetes; Hypocreales; Nectriaceae
Exons: 1
Coding region: 1-603 (200 amino acids)
Source: RefSeq, a predicted model, not a curated record
AUGGGUCUCUUUGCUCUUGGCCGCCGAAUUUCUAUCCAUUACAUCUCAUCAAACCGCGUAACACUGCUUGUUUACAGCGCUGAUGCAGCCCUUCCACCAGGUAGCGUUAGAGACCAUCAACCUCCCACAGAUGAAACGGAGGGGUUCACUGCAGCCAAAUGGGCAGGCGAAGUCUUCCUAGAGCAGCUAUCAGAAGCAGCAGCAGCGAGUACAGGGAUGGAUCUGCCCGUUUCAAUUCAUCGACAUUGCGUUAUUGUAGGUGACAAGGCUCCUAUCGAAGACGCACUCAACGCUUUACUUCGAUACUCCAAGCUUACCAAUGCUGUACCACGUGUAUCGAGCUUGAGUGUCGGCGGAUACUUUGACUUCCUCCCUGUCACGGAUGUCGCCGACUCCUUGGUUGAGUUUGUCCAAUCUUCCCAAGGAACGCACUCGGGCGUGGCUUUCAAGCAUUACUCAAGUGGUGUCAAGAUGCCACCCACAGAUUUCGCUUCAUACAUGCAAAAGACAUAUGGAGACGAGUCUCGAGAGCUGGACUUGGGCGUUUGGAUCGAGGAGGCUAGGAGGGAUGGAAUUGAGGAGCUAGUUGUGUUAUAUUUGUAG